Messenger RNA from Myotis lucifugus (little brown bat), 1104 nucleotides. Its product is annotated as P2Y purinoceptor 8-like. Gene Ontology annotation, biological process: positive regulation of Rho protein signal transduction; phospholipase C-activating G protein-coupled receptor signaling pathway. Lineage: Eukaryota; Metazoa; Chordata; Mammalia; Chiroptera; Vespertilionidae. The record is from RefSeq and is a predicted model, not a curated record. Gene Ontology annotation, cellular component: membrane. Gene Ontology annotation, molecular function: G protein-coupled receptor activity.
AUGGACAUCAACAUCUCGCGCCCGGACAACGCCACCAUCCUGAUGCUGAAAAACCCAGCCAUCGCCGUGGUCCUCCCCGUGGUCUACUCGUUCGUGGCCUUGGUCAGCAUCCCCGGCAACUUAUUCUCGCUGUGGGUACUGUGCCGGGACAUCGGCCCCAAAUCCCCGUCCGUCAUCUUCAUGAUCAACCUGAGCGUCACGGACCUGGCGCUGGCGAGCGCGCUCCCGUUCCAGAUCUAUUACCACUGCAACCGGCACCACUGGGUGUUCGGGCCGCGCCUGUGCACGGUGGUCACGCUGGUCUUCUACGCCAACAUGUAUUCGUCCAUCCUCACCAUGACCUGCAUCAGCGUGGACCGCUUCCUGGGCGUGGUGUACCCGCUGGCGUCCGCGCGCUGGCGGCGGCGCCGGUACGCGGUGGCCACGUGCGCGGGGAUGUGGUGCCUCCUGCUCGCCGCGCUCUCGCCGCUGGCGCGCACCGACCUCACCUACAAGGUGGAGGAGCUGGGCAUCGUCACGUGCUUCGACGUGCUCAAGUCCACCAUGCUCCCCAGCGUGGCCAUGUGGGCCAUCUUCCUCUUCACCCUCUUCGUCGUCCUGUUCCUGGUCCCGUUCGUGGUCACCGUGGCCUGCUACACGGCCACCAUCCUGCGCCUGUUGCGCACGCCCGAUACGCACGGCCAGGAGGGCCAGCGCCGGCGCGCGGUCAGCCUGGCCGCCGUGGUGCUGCUCGCCUUCGUCACCUGCUUCGCGCCCAACAACUUUGUGCUCCUGGCCCACAUGGUGAGCCGGCUCUUUUUGGGCACCAGCUACUACCACGUCUACAAGCUGACGCUCUGCCUCAGCUGCCUCAACAACUGCCUGGACCCCUUCGUGUACUAUUUCGCCUCGCGCGAGUUCCAGCUCCGGCUCCGGCGCUAUGUCGGGUCCUCCUGCUCCUCGUCCCCGGGGCCGCCCGCGUCCCCCGGCGCCUUGGACACGCGCCGCGAGAGCGUCUUCUCCGGCCGGACGCUGUCGGCGCCGUCCGUGUCCAGCUGCCACGGGGACGGGCUGGAGGCGGCGGCCGCGCGGCCCUUCCUGCAGAGGCAGGAGAGCGUGUUCUGA